Messenger RNA from Aspergillus versicolor CBS 583.65, 1587 nucleotides. RefSeq names its product putative sterol o-acyltransferase (APE2). The transcript is spliced from 6 exons. Gene Ontology annotation, molecular function: ergosterol O-acyltransferase activity. The record is from RefSeq and is a predicted model, not a curated record. The coding region runs from base 1 to 1587 and encodes 528 amino acids. Gene Ontology annotation, cellular component: endoplasmic reticulum membrane. Lineage: Eukaryota; Fungi; Ascomycota; Eurotiomycetes; Eurotiales; Aspergillaceae. Gene Ontology annotation, biological process: ergosterol metabolic process.
AUGUCUUCUGCCGUCUCACACCAGGACGGGUCUGCAGCGCUGCGACCACGUGCGGUUCCUGAGACAAAGAAAGCCGACGACUUGCUCUCCGCACAAUUGGACAGGGCAGACACCGAUGGCCGCUCAACCCCCGUCCCUGAAGAUGCGCCCCCGUCCGCGCGUUCCAUAUGGACGGCGAGGAAACAAGCCAGGGCUCGCAAUCGGCUCUUCUAUACUAUCAAUUAUGUCCCCCGCGUAUCACACUUCGACCCGCGAAGCAACUAUCAUAAUUUCCGAGGCUUCUUCACCCUCUUCUGGAUUGGUCUGUUCAUCAUGGUGGUUACAACCGUGCUGCGCAAUAUCAAGGAUACCGGUUACCCUUUGCGAGUGAGGGUAUGGAGCCUAUUAACGGAGAAUGUAUGGUCCAUGGGCUUUAGCGAUAUCGCGAUGGUAUGCACGAGUGGAAUGGUUAUCCCACUCCAUCAUUUGUCCAGGACCAAGGGCCUCUUUCGCUGGGAAAGAGGCGGCAUUGUUCUACAGAGUAUUUUCGAAGCAGUUUGGCUCGCAGUGUGGAUCGAGUGGCCAUUUAUGCUGCGCUGGACGUGGACUGCGCAGGUCUUCUUCACUCUACACACUCUCACUAUUCUUAUGAAGAUCCACUCCUAUGCCUUCUACAACGGACACCUUAGCGCGGCCGAGCGCCGACUUUCGUCCCUCGACAACCCUAGCUCGCAGUCAACGGAUGCAGCCGUUCGUCGGUAUCCCGAGCUUUCGUCGCCCCAGCAGCCAGUGCGCCGUGCCAGUACCCAUAAGCGGUCGAAUUCAAUUGUGGAAUUACGCGACGACUUAGCUACUGAGUUGACAUCGCCGAUGGGAAAUGUCACAUAUCCGCAGAACUUAACGCUCUACAACUACAUCGAUUUCCUAUUCUGCCCUACUCUAUGCUAUGAGCUAGAGUAUCCUCGGAGCAAAGAGAGAUCGUGGAUGGAGGUCGGGCUGAAGGCUCUUGCAGUAUUUGGGUGUAUCUUUCUUCUGACACUUGUGAGCGAGGAGUUUAUAUUGCCAGUUCUCGCGGAGGCCGGCGGUCGCCUGCAUUCUUCGAAUAACUUCGCGGAGAUGGCCCUCGCCAUGGCGGAAGCAAUCAGCAUGCUUCUGUUUCCGUUCAUGAUUACUUUCCUACUUGUGUUUCUCGUCAUCUUCGAGUAUCUCUUGGGUGCAUUUGCUGAAAUCACUUGUUUCGCCGACCGCCACUUCUACUCUGACUGGUGGAAUUCCUGCGAUUGGCUCGAAUUCUCUCGCGAGUGGAACAUCCCCGUCCAUCAUUUCCUCCGUCGUCACGUUUACUACUCCUCGCUAUCCCAUUUCUCUCAGCCCGUCGCCAUGUUCAUCACCUUCCUCGUCAGCUCCAUCUUCCACGAACUCGUAAUGAGCUGCAUCACCAAGAAGUUGCGCGGGUACGGGUUCCUUGCCAUGAUGCUCCAGCUUCCAAUCAUCGCAAUUCAGAAGUCCAAGUACUUCCGCCACAAGACGACCCUAAACAAUGUCUUCUUCUGGCUUUCAAUGAUCUUCGGUCUUUCACUAAUGUGUACAUUAUACGUACUUGUCUAG